AUGAAUAUAUUGGCACAUCAAGGUUCCACAGAUAACUUCAGUAGGCCUUUUCUUGGCUCUUCCAGAGAUCCGGGACAAAUCUCCUUGGCGCUUUAUUCGGGACUUUUUGCGUACAACGGUUGGAAUUACCUUAAUUUUAUCGUCGAAGAGCUGAAGAAUCCAAAACGGAACCUACCACUAGCCAUAGGACUGUCCUGCGGAAUCGUCACCGUCGUUUACGUGCUGACCAACGUCGCGUUUUACACCGUCAUCAAUUCCGACGAGUUUGUCGACAGCGACGCUACUGCGAUAGUAUUCGCUGAAAAAGUUUACAAAGGAUUUUCAUGGAUAAUGCCGAUCUUUGUCGCCUGUUCCACAAUCGGCUCUGCAAACGGCGUUAUUUUGACCGCUUCAAGGUAGGA
This is a messenger RNA of Soboliphyme baturini, 401 nucleotides long. NCBI's taxonomy places the organism in Eukaryota, Metazoa, Nematoda, Enoplea, Dioctophymatida, Soboliphymatidae. The record is from the annotation of a GenBank genome assembly.